This is a messenger RNA of Geosmithia morbida, 201 nucleotides long. RefSeq lists its product as uncharacterized. The record is from RefSeq and is a predicted model, not a curated record. The transcript has 2 exons. NCBI's taxonomy places the organism in Eukaryota, Fungi, Ascomycota, Sordariomycetes, Hypocreales, Bionectriaceae. Bases 1 to 201 code for a protein of 66 amino acids.
AUGCCUACAGCGACGGCCACGGCGGCGACGGCAGUGGCACCGCCUCUGUCCGUAGCGUGUAGCCUGUGCUUAUCAUACCUCGCCACAUCUUCUCCCGCCGCUAGGCCCGACCCGGACACCUCGCGCGCAAUCAGUUAUCGCAUCAUCCAGGGAAUCGAAAUGGGUCGCGAGAGCGAUAUUCUUGUUCGCGUCGACGCAUGA